Owenia fusiformis is the source of this 2195-nucleotide messenger RNA. The record is from the annotation of a GenBank genome assembly. NCBI's taxonomy places the organism in Eukaryota, Metazoa, Annelida, Polychaeta, Sabellida, Oweniidae.
CAAUUCGCCAUCAUGCGCAUUCUAUUGCCAUCAAAAAGUAGACGAUAACAUCAGCAUUUCGCAAAUACAUUAAUAGUUCGUUCAGUACACUUUACCAGUAAAUAUCAGAUUUAGUGUGUGUCCUGCAAGUGGCAGAACUAUUUCACAGGAGCAAUUACGAUACACUGAUGGGACUGUAAUGAAAUGGAUUUUACCGACCGCAAAUCUUGCUGACAGGCUGAUGCGUUUCACAAAAGCCCAUCCAGUGACAAGCCAGGUCUAAACCAGCUAACCUCCUUAAGAAGUAAUCACACUCAAACUGUAUCUGUGAUACACAGACAUUAAGCAUCAACGUUUUCACUCAGCUAAAGGAUUUAUCUGUAAAUGCCGAGCAGUUGAGAAAUAUCAUAGAAUAUGAUAAUCUAGAGAACAAUGGAAGAGUUGAGUAAAACUGAUUGUAAAGAAGAACAGAAAGAUCAGGAAGAAGAACUUGGAAAUGAUGAAUUACCAGGUUCUUCAUUAAUGAGCGUAGAGUUAAACACAACCAUGGCUACUGUUGGUCCUCACUCAACAAAAGCAGUGACCGCUGACACCACAGCAUCAUUCUGGAAGACAAAAUAUGAAGAAAAAGAACAGUUUUAUAAAGCUGAGCGAGAAGCCUGGGAUGCCGAAUUGGCGGCCAUUUUGGAUAACCUCGUAUCAUUUGAAAAUCAACUUCGUCUUGAGCAAAAUGAGAUCGUUCAGUUUAUGAAUGAAAAGGAUAUCGUGGUACAUCGACAGACUCAACAUAUUAAAGCAAUUCUUGCCGUGAAUGAUACAUUAAUGGAGAUAAUGAGAAAACUCAACGCUGACUUACAUAUGAAUAAUACGAGUAUUGAAAAUGUGAGACAACACAUAGAAAGUGAACUCAAUGGCAUGGAAGCCCUUGUUGUGGAAACGAAAAAGGCAUUUAAUAACCAUAUACAAGGACUGAACGAUGCACAUAAUUUCCAGACCAUCCCCCUAGACAAGAAUUGGGGAUCUGGUUUUUCUGAAUAUAUAUCUUCACACAGCACGGAUGUUGACCACAUCAAAAGGCAGACAGGGGAGAAUAAUAGCUUGGCUAAUCUUAAACAAACAAACAAAGCUAUAUCUUCAAAAGCACCAAGGAAAGUGAUAGGAAAAUUAAAACAAUUAGUCACAAAAUCUGUACAUGCCGAAAACAAGAUAAAGGAUGCUAACUACGUGACGCAUGAUAUAAAGAGUGAUGACUCUUCGAACUCAAGUAUUCACAAACAGAACGAAUCAUCUGAAAAAUCUUCCGGCGACGUACAAAAAACAACAGGCAACAAUAUUAAUGGGAACGUCAGUCCUAGAGGUCGUCAACGCAAAGUAAGUGUAGUACUUGCAGAACCAUUAGCUAUUAAAACCGAUGGAGAUCAGCAUGAAGUUUGGCUUCCUGAGAAAAAUCAAAAUGACAGAUCCCCAAAACAGCAUGACACAUCACUUAUAAAUAGUGUCGCUAAAAACUUUGGAUUGGAAAACAAAGAACAGCGUGAAAGUAUGACUAGUAGUAUUACCAGCACAGAAAGUGACUUUGACCGUGAUGUUGAGCUAAAAGGACAGAGUACCACGUCCUGUACUGAUAAUUCAGACCUAGAUGAUGAUUAUUUAAACGAUGCUCUUCAAAGUGAGAAAGAGGACACUGUCGGCGAACUAGUUGAACAUCAUCGUAGAAUCAGUGUAGAGGCUAAUGCAGCAGUUGUUGGAAGUUACUUAGAAAAGGGACUGACCCCGAGAGAGGUCAAGGCCAGAGACAAAACAAGGUCAAGGUCACUUCCUCAGACAGUUAAUCUGCAAUUUUAUGCCCAGCAGUUUACAAAUAUCACAGAUGUUUAAAGCAAAUCAACAAAUGAACCGACGCCUUUAAGAUUUAAAGUUCUAAAAGCAUUUUUGUCUUGGAGUGCUCUUGUAUUGCAUCACCCUAUUAUGAUGUCCUCUUAACUUGUACUUUGGGUCUAAAAGUUUAUAAAAAUUGUUUAUAAUGUUGACAUUUAAGAAUAAUAAGGAGUUGUAAUUACAGUGUCUGUUAUCCAGUUGUCCCGUAUCUCAUUUCGAUCGGUUAUUUUAAAGACUUUAUUUAGAUGGUAUAACAUUAUUAACUGUACAAUGAGUAUAAAGACACUUUGAUUGAUUGUUGUUCCAAAUGAAUUUAGUCUAGUCGCUUUAUUAAACAU